AUGGAUGAUGAUUAUGAACCUCAAGAAGCAAUAAUAACAGAAGAAUGGAAAGAAUCAAUAGAAAAAUGGAUAGAUGCAUAUGCAUCUGAAGAAAUGACUGAUGAAGAUAAAGUAAAACACAUAUCAAAAACAGAAAAUGAUCUUCUUUUGAUCCGUGUUUUUAGAUACAUAUCUCUGAAUAAGUGCAAGAAUGAGGCAAAUCAAAAUAAUUUUUUGACCUAUAUUUUUAAAUAUAUCCCUUGGAAUGAAUACAAGAGCAAGGUAAAUGAAAUAUUUAGUAAUAUUGAAGAAGAAUUGUUGAAGGAUAUACUUGAUGCGCUGCAUCCAUCGCUGCAUAUGUAUUUCUAUUCUUGCCUUGAUAAAUAUAAUGCUGAGUAUGUUUUGAAGAGGUAUAAUAAUCCAUCGCUUGGUAAUUUAAUAGAAUGGGUGAUGAAUCUAUCUAUUCUGAAAGACAUUGAGGAUAAGAAGAUGCUGUGGAGAUUUGCAAAGGAUUUUGCAGAUAAUAGCAAACACAAAGAGCUGAUUAUAGAUGGGCUGGUGCACAUUGCCGAAGGAAACAUCAAACCCGAUGUCCUGGAUGUUAUAGUGAACGGUGUGAAGACAGAGUCUGGAUAUCUGCCUGAAUGUGUGGGAUUGAUAACUGGGGAAUUUUUGAAAAGCAUGGUUGAAAAAGAAGAUGCUAGCAACAAAAAACAUGAAAUUAUCGGUAAAUUGGUGAAACUGCUUGGCUAUUCUCGAUCUGAUAAUGCUGUUAAGGAUGUACUGAGUGCCAUAACAGAUAUGGAAGGAUUGGAAAAGGCACUGGAUAAAAUCGAAAACCCAGUUCAGUUGGCAAGGGUAUUGAAUGGAAUUACAGAUAAGGAGCUAUUGACAAGAAAAACGAAAGAAUUGGUGCUACUUAUUGAGAAAGGAGGAAAUGCGUUGCUAGCGGAUGUAUUGAAUGUGAUUAGUAAUAAGGACAUAGCACGUACUUUAGUGCAAGAAUGUGCAGUGCAUAUGAAUGACUCUGCAUCAUUGGCACAAACAGCGAAUAAAGUUAAGGACAAGGAGAUUGUAUACUAUAUGAUGGAAUUGAUUAAUCAGAAAGGAAUGCUGAUGAAUAAAAAGAUACUCUCUUGCCUUGAGUAUGAUACAGCUAGUGUUGUGAUUUACGGAGUGUGUAGUGCAUCAGGUAAGCCUGGGCUGUUGGGAAAUAAGGAUGCAGCAGAAAUGCUGGGCUAUUUUGCGGGCUAUCGUGUAGCAGAAAUGCUAAGCUGUGCAUCUGAAUUAGCAGCAGCGAUAUUGGAAUGCAUGGAAAAGCAGGAUAAAGAUGCAAUAGACAAUAUGAUAAAAGAUAUAAGGCUUGCAGAAGAAUUAAAUAAGAUAGGGGCAGAUGAUAUAGAGGAGCUGAGGAUGGCGUUUGAUAGCAUGAACCGUCGUAUGACUUUGAUGCUGUUUAAACAUCUUAAUGAUGAAGUAAUGAAAACGAUAAUGCGUGUAAUGAUGAAUUCUAAUGAAAAGAUGUCACUUUUGAUUGAGCUAAGCGAUUCGAUGGCAGUUUUCACAGCUAAGCCGUCUACUGAAGCAUAUCUGCAUCAUGAGCAAGAAAAAAUAAACAAAGACACGCGAGAAAUAAUAGACAAAAUAUGGCGAGUGUAUGGAGAUAACAGUGUGUAUGACUUGCUGCUGGGUAUGAGUAACUACGAAAGAAAGAGGGUGCUGAAGCAGCUGGGACAUAGACACGAAAUUGAUGCCUUGAUCUAUGUUGGCACCGAGAAGAAUUAUGAGAAGUAUUCCAGAAUGAAGGAUGAUAUAAUAAGGAUAUUUAGUGCAAUUGAGAAUGAACGGAGGAAUGGAUUGUUGAAUGAUCUUAUUCAUGAAAAUGGGUUUAAUAGGUAUAGAUUUAAUACGCUGAUGAUAGCGCUGAAAGGACCAGUUGAGUGUAAUGAAAUAGCAUAUAUGUUGCUUGGUGUUAAAGACAAGAGCCGGGUAGCAGAUAUGAUUGACCAGAUAUCAAUUUGGCAUGGGAAUGAGUAUUUGGCAGAUAUAUUGCUGAGCAUUGAUGAUAAUCGCUUGAGAAGCAUGAUUUCUGGUAUUAAAGAUGAUCCUGUAUUAAUUGUAAGGAUAUUCAGUGGAGCUAAUGAUAUUGAUAAGCUUAACAGACUGUUCAAUAUUAUUAAGCCAAGUGCGGCUAGCGAGGAGGAUAUGAAAACUGUGCUAGCUGAACCUAUGAUCAAUAAUAAGAUUGUUAAUGAAUUGAUAGAUAAAUCGAAGUAUGAGCAGAAUAAAAUAUUGAGAAGAAUUGAUGAUGCACAACUAGUUGGUAAGAUAAAAUGUGCGAUAAAAGAAGCACAGUUAUCAUGGACAAUACGCAAAGAACCUCUUAGAUACAUCUUGGAUAUAUGUGGAUAUAUUUUAUAUAAUAUGCCUAAGAUUUUGGAUAGUAGUAAUCGUGAAGAGUUGGAAAAGAUAGAAGCAAAUAUAAAAGAAUUGAUGCAUAUGCUAAAAAUGCUUGAUUAUUUGAGCAGAAAUCAUAAUCCUCAUGAUGUUCAGACAAAUAAAUUGGAUAGAGUGGUUGAAAAAUGGAAUUUCAGAUCCAUAAUUCAAGCAAUAAUCAGGAGUAUUCCUGGAUUGAAAGAGCCUAUGAGUGAAAUGAUAGGCACAUUUAAAAUAUAUGGGCAAGCUAGUACUAAAUUCCUGUAUGUAUGUCUAAAUAAUAUAAAUAGAAUGAAUAUGAAGGAUAGAAUGAUUGAAAACAAUAUAUACAAAUACUUGAUAAAAACAAUGUUGGAUAUUUUUAAUCUAAUUGCUGAUGAAAUAGAUAAAAUAAUGGAGAUGGUAUAUAAUGAGUACAUUAAUGGAUCUGGAGGUGAGAAUAAGAGUAUAAGUGAUCAAAGUAAGUCCGUCGAUGAGAUGCUGAAUGAAAUGACGCCUGUUCAAUUGAGGAGGAUAGUGUGUAUUGUUGUGCAAAACAUAUACAAACAGCUGUUUAAUAUAAAUUACCAGUUGAGCUUUGAUGAGGCUAUUGAAGCAUUACCAUAUUUUGGAGGGAUAAUAAACAAUUCCGAAAGCAAUGGGUUGAAUAAUGGGGCACAGAAGAAAAUUAGUGUGAUGAUAUUGACACUAUUUAUGCUGGCAUCGAUCUGUAAAGGCAUGAUAAAUCAAAACAUGGAAUAUAACAGAAAGCUAAUGCCUGCAAUUGUUGAAUUCAGUUAA
Ordospora pajunii is the source of this 3195-nucleotide messenger RNA. RefSeq lists its product as uncharacterized. Lineage: Eukaryota; Fungi; Microsporidia; Ordosporidae. The record is from RefSeq and is a predicted model, not a curated record. The coding region runs from base 1 to 3195 and encodes 1064 amino acids. The transcript has a single exon.